CCUGCACCUAAAACUAAAACACCUGUGAAAAAUCUGUUGGUAAAACAAAGGCCACAGCCCCAAAGCCAAACACACCCCCUAUUAAAACUGCGCCUUUUCCUUCCUUUCCUUCCCAUUACCCUGCAAUUGCAAGAUUCUGUAAAAUAUUUUAGCUUGAUUUUCUCUCUCGUUUUCUUGGUGAUUGAUUAGCUCUUGUGGGAUAAAUGAACACGAACUUUUGAUUGAAAUGUGCUCAAAAGCCGAGCAAUGGGAUUCUCUGCUAAUCUUCUCCCCCAUGUUCCAGCUUCUUAUCGCCGCCAUUAUUUCAAGUUUUGCUCUCUUAGGGUCCGUGAAAGUCACAGGUCAUUAUCAUUUGUAACAACGACAAAGUGCUAUGGUCUUCAUGGCAUCAAUUCGAUCUUGGGAGACAGGAUAUCCAGCAUCAACAACAAUGGGACACCUGAACCUGCAACGGCUCUCCUGGAGCGGUUGUUUGCACAGACACAGAAGUUGGAAGAACACUUGAAUGGGAAUUCUCAUUUUUUCCAAGAUGUUGAUCCAGACUUUAACCUUGAAAAUCUCGAGUCUGGUAUUGAGGCUGCUCUAAAAGCCUUGAGGAAGAAGGAGGAGGAUCUACAAGAAGCAGAAAGAAUGGUGAUGUUGGAACAUGCUGAAUUGAAUCAAGCAAAGGAGGAAUUAGAGCGUCGAGAGAAGGAAAUUGCAGCAGCUUUUUCCAAACAGGAGAAAUUGGAGGAGGAGUUACGACAGGCUAAUUUGAAGUUAGUUUCACAGGCAAGGCAUGUAGAAGAUAUGAAAUUGCUAUUGAAGGAAAGAGAACAGGAGAUUGCUGCAGCACAGUCCGUAUUGCUGUUGAAACAAGAUGAAAUGGAUAAAAUGAGGUGUGAAUUGACACGAAAGAAUGAAGAAGCUGCCAAGAAUGCAAUGCAGCUUAUAUCCAAAGCUCAGCUCUUGGACGAAGCCAACGACGUUGUGAAAAAGCAAGAUAUUGAAAUUCAGGAACUUGGAAAUGUUCUCCACGGAAAACAACAGGAGAUGGAAGAAUUGUUAAGUACGCAACAGCUUGAAGGAGAGAAGUUAAAGGCUGCGGAGACCAAGUUGGAGAAACAGACAAUGGAGUGGUUGCAAGCACAGGAAGACCUCAAAAAGCUUGGUGAGGAGGCAUCCAAGCACGUAGAUGAGAGCAAGGAAACUAUGAAAGAUUUUAGGAGAGUUAAAAGGCUUCUUGCUGAUGUGAGAUCUGAGUUGGUCUCAUCCCAAAAGUCAUGGGUUACCUCAAGACAGAAAAUGGAGGAACAAGAGCUGGUUCUUGAGAAGCAACGGCUGGAACUGGAAGAGCAACAGGAAACAAUUGUGUCUUACAUGAGUAGUCUGAAAAGUGCCCAACUAGAAAUAGAAAAUGAACGAGGAAAGCUCAGAGUUGCAGAGGCUCUGAAUAAGGAAUUUGAGCUGGAUCUAUCAUUGAAGAGGGGUCUAUUGCAGAAUCUACUGGGGGAAUUGGAUGAGGAGAAGUGUUCUUUGCAAAAAGUAACCAGUGAAGUGUCUACUCUUCGAGAGGAGCUGAAUAUGAAGAGCAGUGAAUUUGAAGAAAACAACAAUCUUCUGGAAGUGAAGGAAAAAGAAUUGGUAGAGGCUAAACUAGAAAUUCAGCAGUUAAUAUCUGAACAGAAGUCUCUCAUGCUCAUCCUGCAAGAGAGAGACUUGGAGCUCAAUACCGCGAAGAAGAGAUUGGAGGAAGUGAAUGCAGAGGUAGCAGAGCUAAAAUUGCUCUUGAAUAAAAAGGAAGAUCAGCUUAUCCUGGCCACUGGCAUGCUUAAAGAAAAAGAUGAUUUCGCCGAGGCAAUGCAGCAUGAGUUAGAUGAUGCAAGAGUAAAGGCUUCUGAAGCUGAAUCUGUUGUUGGAAGAAUUGUAGAUCUGACUAAGGAAUUGGUAAUCUCAACAAAGGAGGGAAGUCUCUACACAUCAAGUGACUUGGAAAAGUUUCCAUCUCAAUUCUUAGGAAAUAGUGGUGAAGAUUAUAGGUUACAGAAAAUACAGCUGGAGGCUGAACUUGAAUCGACUAAAGAGAAUCUUAAGGCGAAGGAGAUGGAACUUCUGGCUUCACAGAGGAAACUCGCAAUCAAAGAUGAGGAGCUGGAAAUGGUACUUGAAAGAUUAGAAGAAAAGGACAGAGAAUUGAAAGAAUUAGAGGAAAGGCGUAGAGAUGCAGAUGAUUUGAAUAAGCUCUCUAUCUUGGCAAAUGAGAGUGUAGACGACUUAUCUAUUGAGAAGCUUCAACUGGAAGCUGCUCAGCUUGAAGUCGAGGCUGCGACUAGUGCUUUGCAUAAACUUGCAGAAAUGAGCAGAGAGCUCCUCAAUAAAGCUAGCUUGAGCAUUGAUUCUGAUCUUGAGGUAAAUGUCUUCCCUCAAAAUGGGUUUGGCUCUGAUUCGUGCGUGGUUGAAGAAAGUGUCCCUCUACAAAAUGGGCCUGAACCUGACUCAAAUUUGGUUGAAAGUAACGAGUGCCUAACAGAGAUUACAUUUGAAGUUGCCCGUCUUUCAGCUUUAACAGAAAGGUUAGUCCAAGAAGCUGGUGUUGUCAGUGCUGCAACCUAAUAGCAGCAUCGAUUAUUUGAUUUUGGUGUUAUGGUUGGUAUUUGUGUGUAAAUAUGCAUAUUUUUAGAAAAUUCAGAUUGUUUAUAAGUUGAAAUUCUAUUUUAUUUUGACUAGAAUACUGGUUAGUUCUUAGUAGUUUGUGGAAUUGUGGUAUGGCAGCGUUGUCUCAUUCUUGUUCAAAUGUUCUAUUUGAAGUAUUACAGACCCAGUACUUGUGCCAAUUUAAGGCAUCUUGUUCUGUUGAA
Molecule: messenger RNA, 2837 nt
Organism: Spinacia oleracea (spinach)
Lineage: Eukaryota; Viridiplantae; Streptophyta; Magnoliopsida; Caryophyllales; Amaranthaceae
Exons: 2
Coding region: 247-2592 (781 amino acids)
Biological process (GO): reciprocal meiotic recombination
Source: RefSeq, a predicted model, not a curated record